Messenger RNA from Alternaria viburni, 372 nucleotides. RefSeq lists its product as uncharacterized. The record is from RefSeq and is a predicted model, not a curated record. The transcript is spliced from 2 exons. NCBI's taxonomy places the organism in Eukaryota, Fungi, Ascomycota, Dothideomycetes, Pleosporales, Pleosporaceae. The coding region runs from base 1 to 372 and encodes 123 amino acids.
AUGGAGAACAUCCGAAAGGUUGAUAUCACUUUCGUUUGGGAUUCGGCCUGGAUCCGCGCCGACACUACCGACUCCAUCGAGGCCAUCUUCCCUGCCCUUCUUCGCCAGCGCUCCAAUUUCGUAUUCGAGAUCCUGUUGAAGGCGCCAGACUUGCGAGAGGUCGUCAUUCAUUGGCACGACUCCAUUCAAGACGACGAGAGCGCUAACCUCAUGCUCGACAAUCUUGCACCCUUCCAUACGUUGGGCGCUACCGUCAACAUCAUCGAGCACUACAUCGCGGCGGACGCCAAGCCCAAAAAGCGUAGUAUCGCUGGCAAGCGUCGCGUCGAGUUCCAAAACAUACUUGACAUGGGUCUUGAUCGGCUCUUCUAA